AUGUCCUCCCUCACUCCUCACGGCGACCUCGCCGCCGCCGAACUCGCCUUCUUCACCCCAUCCUUCCUCCUCGCCCUCUCCAUCUGCCACCGGCACUCCUUCCGCCAAUGCCGCACCGCAGGCUGGUUCUACCUCCUCCUCCUCCCCACCCUCCGCCUGAUCGGCGCCUCCUGCACCCUCUACGCCGAAACCCAACACCCCUCCUCCGGCGUCCUCAUCACCGCAGCCAUCACCUCCGCAAUCGGCACAGCACCCCUCUUCCUCGUCCUGCUCGGCUUCCUCAAACGGCUCAACACCCUCUUAACCGCUCACAACCUCCCCACCCGCAUCUUCACCCCAAUCCACAUCCUCUCCCUCGCCGCCCUCCUCCUCGCCAUCGUAGGCAUAAACCUCCUCUACCACACCUCCUCCACCUCCUCCACGCACACCACCGGCCGCGCUCUCUUCGAGACGUCCACCCUCCUCUUUCUAGUCAUAUACCUAGCCCUAGCGCUCAUACUCGCACACCACACCUACCGCCUUCCCCACGUGCCACAAUCCGAGCGCAUCCUCGUCUUCGCGGGUCUGGCCGUGUUACCCUUCAUGUUCGUCCGCAUCGUCUACGUCGUGUGCGUCGGAUUCGCGAGUCCCGGGUCGGUAUUCGAUGACGCGGAUCCGGAGAUUUGGGUUCAGGCGUUUAUGCAGUUUGCGAUGGAGGCGGUGUGUGUGGGGGUGUAUAUUUGGACGGGAGUGGCGUCGCCGAGGCAGGAGGCGGUUGACAAGGAGGGGAAGCGGGAGAGGGAGGGUGGGAAGGGGAUGGAGGAGUUGGGAAGUAUGGAGACGGGAAGGGUGUAUGAGUCGAAGGGGAAGCAUAGUAUGGGCAGAGGUACUGGGAGAUUGAGAGGUUGA
Messenger RNA from Zymoseptoria tritici IPO323, 888 nucleotides. RefSeq lists its product as uncharacterized. Bases 1 to 888 code for a protein of 295 amino acids. The record is from RefSeq and is a predicted model, not a curated record. Lineage: Eukaryota; Fungi; Ascomycota; Dothideomycetes; Mycosphaerellales; Mycosphaerellaceae. The transcript has a single exon.